AUGUCGAGCGAGUACUUCCGCAUCGUGGAGCACACCGUCCGCUGCCAGCAUACACGCGAGUACAUUGCGGCCACUGCGAACGGCGACUUGGACACCCCUCUGUUGGCAGUCAAGCAGUACAUCCCAAAGGACAACGCGAAUCCACAGACCGGAGAUGUUACUAUCAUCGGCACACAUGCCAACGGGUUUCCAAAGGAGGUAUACGAACCAUUAUGGGAAGACAUAUACGUAAGAACCAAGAAAGAGGGUCUUCGCAUCCGAAGCAUCUGGGUAGCCGAUGCCUGGACGCAAGGGAAAUCCGGAAUAGCCAACGAAGGCAUACUAGGGCUUGAUCCCAGCUGGGCAGACCACUCGAGAGACUUGCUCAGUCUCAUCAACCAGAAGCAAGACGAGAUGCCCCAGCCCAUCGUCGGGGUGGGACACAGCAUGGGCGGCACGGAGCUGGUCCAGCUGGCCUUGAUGCACCCGCGGCUGCUGCGCUCCCUCGUGCUCAUCGACCCGGUGAUCACAAAGGGCAACGCCGGUGCCAUGCCGGCCGCUAUGUCCGCCCGACGGCGCGACCUGUGGCCAGCGCGCCAAGCGGCCGUGGAUGCGUUCCGCCGGAACCCGUACUAUCGGUCGUGGGACCCUCGUGUCUUUGAGCGGUGGAUGGAGCACGCCCUCAGGGAGGCGCCCACGGAGCUAUAUCCCCUGGAGUCUGGCUUGAAAGGGGGAGAGCCAGCCUCCCGUCCAGUCACACUCGCUACCUCCAAGCACCAGGAGAUUGUGGCAUUCCAGCGGCCUAUGGAGCGCAACGAGCUCACCUCCGGUCUAAAUGGUGCAUACCCGGCACAGACACUUCCCAAACACCCCUUCUAUCGCCCUGAGCCGCUGCAAGUGUACGAGCGGCUCCCCGAGGUGAGAUCAAGCGUCUUGUACAUCUUCGGGCGCAAGUCGCCCUUUGCGAUCCCCGAAGAGUGCGAGGCCAAGGUACGGCGUACGGGGUCCGGGCACGGAGGCAGCGGGGGUGUGGAGGCGGCCCGGGUGGAGCGAAUUGACCUGGACUGCGGCCACCUCAUGCCGAUGGAGAUGGUGGGCGAGUGUGCGGAGGCCGCGGUUGGGUUUCUGGGCUCGGAGAUCCAACGGUGGAGGAAGGAUCAGGAGGCCUUCUCGAGGUGGCGGCAGGCCAGCCCGCGCAGGGUCCAGAUCACGGUGCAGGAUAAGUGGAUGGGCAUGUUGAAGUCGCGCAUGUGA
Messenger RNA from Neoarthrinium moseri, 1233 nucleotides. RefSeq lists its product as uncharacterized. The transcript has 3 exons. Bases 1 to 1233 code for a protein of 410 amino acids. Lineage: Eukaryota; Fungi; Ascomycota; Sordariomycetes; Amphisphaeriales; Apiosporaceae. The record is from RefSeq and is a predicted model, not a curated record.